Molecule: messenger RNA, 2019 nt
Organism: Adineta steineri
Lineage: Eukaryota; Metazoa; Rotifera; Eurotatoria; Adinetida; Adinetidae
Source: the annotation of a GenBank genome assembly
AUGGAUUCGAGAGACAGUGAAACGGACAGUAAAAAUUCCGAACAAUCAUCAUCAUCAUCAUCAUCGUCAUCAACAUUAACGAAUAAAACAUCCUGGUGGAAAAGAUAUCAAUGGCAUAUGCGACAUUAUUUUUAUAUUCAUAUAUUUAUAUUUAUUUCCAUGGGUCUUCUAGGUGGUUUAACAGUUGUUAUUAUAGAGAAUUAUUUAAAACCAAAUCGACUUAUGCAUGUUCGUUAUAUUGAUGCUUGGUUUAUUGCAUCAUCAUGUGUUUAUGGUUGUGGUUUAAGUACACUAGAUUUUGCUCGUCUAUCAACAUAUUCUCAAGUUAUUCUAAUGCUUUUUACGUUAGCUUGUGGAAUGACAAUUAGUACAUUACCAGCAUUAAUUGUAAAAGCACAAACACAUAAACAUGAACGUGGUUUAAUGGUUGAUAAUGAUCAUUUAGCGUAUCAUACUCGAUCGGAAACAACUAAGAAAAUUGAAUAUUCAUAUGAAGCUGAAGUUAAAAUUGCUCGUCUACCUAAUGCUGAACAACUUCGCUAUCGAGCAUAUCUUUGUUGUUUAGCGUUAAUACCAUUAACAUGUAUUACUAUUUAUCUAGCUGCUUUUGCAUUUAUUGGUUCUUGGAUAAAACUUCGUUAUCGACCAAAUCAAUUAAAACAAGAUGGUCGACCAGUAAAUCCAUGGUAUGCAUCUUUUAUUAUUACCGUCACAGGUUUUAAUCAAAAUGGAUUAACACCAUGGUCAGAUAAUCUGAUGAGAUUUGUUGAUGAUACUAUACUUUGUAUAUUCGUCAUGUUAUUAAUUAUGAGUGGUAAUGCAUUUUUUCCAUUUAUUUUUCGAAAUGUUAUAAUGUUAAUUCGACGAUUAGUUUCUUGGCAUCAUAAAAUUAUUUUUGAUUAUAUAUCUUUAAAUAAUCAUCGUUUAUCUACUGUUUUAUAUCCAACUAUUCAAACACGUAUAUAUCUUACUGUUACAUUUUGUCUUUAUGCACUUGGUAUUAUUGUAUCUAUGAUACUUGAUUAUCAUUCUCAAAGUUUUAUUCACUAUUCUGCCGGACAACGUAUAUUAAUAUUUGUAUUUCAUACAAUUUCAUCUCGUUUUGCUGGUUUUCAAACUAUUGAUAUCACAUUACUUGCUGAAGGAACUCUUGUUAUUUAUUUACUUUUAAUGGCUGUUAAACCACAAAUGUUAUGUGCAUUAGAUAAAACUCCAUUUGAAUUAGAAUGGGAAACAAUACGUGAUAAAGAAACGAUAUAUAUAGAAGCUACACGAAGACAAUCAACAGAAUUAAUUGAUGACUCAUCAUCAAUUGAAUCUCAUGUUUUGCCUAUUCGAUAUUUACAUCGAAUAUUAAGAAGUCAUAGUUUAGAUGCUCGACGUCGUGCUCAACAACAUUUUGCAUCAUUAGCAAGUUUACAUCGUAGUCCAAGUUUAACACGAAAAAAAGCUAAAUAUAAAUUACAUCUUCUUAUGUUUCUUAUUGCACGUCGAAUGUUAUCACAUUUAUUUACAUUCUUAACACGUACACGUACAUGGUUAUUUAUAUUUAUAUUUCUUAUUUGUACAUUUGAAUCUUAUCAUAUGACACCUAUUGAUGAAAAUGUAACAGUUUUUAAAAUUCUUUUCGAAGUAGUUUCAGCAUUUGGUGCAGUUGGUUUAACAACAGGUUAUCCAAAUUUAAAAUCAUCAUUUGCUACUGUUCUAUCCGUUCCAUCGAAAAUUAUUCUUGUUUUGACAAUGUUAAUGGGAAGACAUCGAGGUUUACUUGAUUCAAUGAAAGAUCAAGAAAAAAUUGAAUAUAGUGCAUAUACUUUAUUAGAACGAUGGAAACGUAAAGCUCGAGAUGAACAUCCACUUUUAUCAUCGAAUGAUUCAAUACCAUCAUCACCAUCAUCACCACCUCCUCCAGCAGUUAAACCAAGAACUUUUUCAACUAAUCGACCAAGUCGAUCAAGAUAUAUUAUUGAACUAUCAAAACCAAAUAUACCACCAAGAACUAAACCUGCUGUAUAUUAA